Messenger RNA from Bursaphelenchus okinawaensis, 273 nucleotides. NCBI's taxonomy places the organism in Eukaryota, Metazoa, Nematoda, Chromadorea, Rhabditida, Aphelenchoididae. The record is from the annotation of a GenBank genome assembly.
AUGUCUAAUAAGCCGGACCGACCGUCGAAGCGGCCUGCUCAGAGCGAUGUGUCAGAUGAUGAUUAUGUUAUGAAAAGGCAGAGGAACAAUGCCGCGGUAAAUAAAACUCGCCAGAAGAAGCGACAGGAAGAGGUGGAGACCGUGAAGCGAGUCCAUGAGCUACGCGAAGAGAACAAGAAUCUGGAGCGAACGGUGGAAACACUGAGGAACGAGCUGAACCUCCUCAAGGAGAUGGUACUAUCCUUUGCGUCGCAGAACAAGUCCAAUAAAUAA